AUGGAUUCAGGGGGUUCAUCGGACGAGGAGUAUGGACAGCGAUCUCUGUGUCCAGGAGACAUUGUAAGGGAGAAUCGCCGCCAUGCAACUACACUAUCAACGCCGCGACUACAAACAUGGGGGUACCGUCUUAUCGAUUGCAUGUAUCCUCAGAGAGUGGCAUUUGUGAAAACCAUAUCCGAACUCAAGGCAACAAACAAAGUUACUUUACAAAAAAUGCAAGAGGCAGUUAGGAAGGAUGUGAAGAGGGCAUUCGGAGUGUUCCAAACUCGUUGGAAAAUUAUUUCAUGGAGCUACAAUGAUACGACAUUUCACGUGUAUGAUGCACAUGCAUGGAUUUGCAUUAAUUUGUCUGAAUUGGUCAUUAUGGUGAGGAAAAGUGCAGAGAAAAGUUAUGGUCGUAUGGCUGCAUGCACAUCAAGUCCUGAACCCUCAGAAAAUAACCCAAGGCAGAAUUUCCGUUUAGGAGAUAUAACAUGGGUUAAGCAUGAUGGCUCCUCAUGGUGGCCAGCCCAGGUCAUUGAUGAAGCAUGUGCCAGUAGCAAGGCCAAGAAGAAGACCAGCCAUGACGCUCUGGUUCGACUGUAUGGCACAUGCCUAGACUUGUAUGUUGACCCUUGGAAGUCUAACAUGGAAUUCGAAAUGAAUGUACCAAUAGCACGACUCACACAUAUAUGUUUUAGGAUUGUACAGUUUCUGAAGAAAGAAAAUAAGACAGCCAUGGAAGCAUUCCAUGAGGUGCUUCAGAAGGAGCUCUCUCAUUUUAAGUCGGCCAGUGAUGACGAGGAGGAAGCUGUCAACACAAAAGCCAAGACGUCUACUAAGAAAGUCAGAAAGCAAGAAGCCUUAGAGCAGGACCAAGAAGUUCGGAGCAAUGCAAAAGGUGGAGGUGCUGCUCAGAAAGGAAAAAAGCAGAAAGGUGUGAGGCAAGCAAGUGCUCUUGACAAAGCUUUGAGUAUAGAUUCUGCUGAAGGUUUAAGAGAUAAGACACCCAAGCAAGCUUCUGCUGUGCGAGAUAAAAAGAGUGGUAAGAAGGCAUCAUCAGGAACAUCGGUGGCCAAAAAGGAAGGAUCCUCAAAGCGGUCGGGCCGUACCAAUCUGAAGGAAUAUUCAGAUGCGGCGGAGGACAGCACAUCACAGCUCCAUGUUUCAAGCGCAAGUGAAAAUGCAGCUGAAGCAGGAGACAUGACAUCCGUGAAUCGAAGCCAGCACAAAACUGGUUUGACGGUCGAAGGAACCCACCGGAAGAUAAAAGCUAUGGUCAGGGAUAUACUGCUGGGGGACGUCAUAGACAGGCAGCUUGCUGCUGAAAUGGCAUAUGUGGAUGAAGUGAUCUUUGGAAUCUGUGAAGCUACUGAGGCAAAGGCGACUGCUGCUACUACUACUGAGACAGAGGGUGGACUAAGCACCAAGCGGGCCGCUAGUGGGCUGGAGGCUGACUCAAGCCGUGCUGCGAAGAAGAAACCUAGAAAGGGCAAGGCGGCAAAGCCGGAGACCAAGGACCCCAACUCUUCUCCUUUAUGUUGCCUACCUGAUCUACCUACUAGUUUACUAGUGCCAAUUUCUGUUCUUGUUUACGGAAGAUUUGGCCCGGACAUAGCUGCUGCGCACGAUCUGCUGUGA
Triticum turgidum subsp. durum (durum wheat) is the source of this 1623-nucleotide messenger RNA. Lineage: Eukaryota; Viridiplantae; Streptophyta; Magnoliopsida; Poales; Poaceae. The record is from the annotation of a GenBank genome assembly.